CAACCCCCAACUUCCCCACCUUUCCUAUUUCCCAUUUAAAGUCCACCAUCCCCUCUUCUGCUUCAUCUCUGCCCCAUAGCAAUCUCUGAGCGGCCAUCUCCUAUCAUCUUGGUUUCCUUUUCUCCUCUGCUUAUUAAUUGGAUCCCCUGAUCCCAACCUCUGGCUUUUAGUAUUCCCCUGUUAGAGAGAACCUCUCAUCCCCCCUUAUCUGAUACAUAAUUCAUACUCCAGGAGUCUAAAGCUGCUAUUUUGAUCCCACAAAUCCAAUCAAAAUCGGUUUUUUUCCAGUAUCUCUCAGACUCCGGUAGCAGGGCAACCAGGGCCGAAAAAGAGCCAUCUUUGGGCAAAGCUUAUAUCAGCUGGGCUUAUAAUCCCAGUCCAAAUGGCCAUUCCCAUGAGGCCGGCCAUCCUUCUUCUCCCUCUCCUCCUGUCCCUCGUCCUCCCUUCCUCCGCCCAAAACUGCGUCAGCGAGACCUUCUCGAACAACAGACUCUUCGCCCGCUGCAGCGCCCUCGGCCGCCUCAGCGCCACCCUCCACUGGACCUACCACCCUUCCAACGGCACCGCCGAUAUCGCCUACCGGGCGACGCAGGACUCCUCCAACUUCGUCGCCUGGGGCAUCAACCCCAACAGCUCCGGCAUGUUAGGCACCAAUGCGUUCUUCGCCUUCCACGACUCCAGCGGCGUAGUCAAGGUGAUCUCCGAUACCUUGACCAGCUACACUCUUUCGGUGCGGGACAGCAACCUCAGCUUCACCGUCUACAGCAAGGAGGCUGAGUAUUCCAACGGUGCGUACACCAUCUAUGCGACGGUGGACCUUCCGGGCAACAAGACGACGUGGAACACCGCGUGGCAGGCCGGGCAGGUCUCCUCAGGGGUGCCCGUCGGCCACGCGACGACCGGCGACAACGUUCUCUCCAAAGGAAGCACCGAUUUCCUGUCCGGGGUGUCGUCGGAGGGUGGAGGGAAUUCAAGGCUGCACCGCAAGAAUAUCCAUGGAGUGUUGAAUGCUGUGAGUUGGGGUGUUUUGAUGCCUCUUGGAGCUAUCAUAGCAAGGUAUUUGAGGGUGUUUCAGUCAGCUGAUCCUGCCUGGUUCUACCUCCAUGUGGCUUGCCAGUGCUCGGCAUACAUAAUUGGAGUCUCUGGUUGGGGUCUUGGCCUCAAACUCGGCAGCGAAUCUAAGGGAAUUACAUAUCACAGUCACCGGGAUAUUGGAAUUGCCCUCUUCUGCCUAGCUACACUUCAGGUGUUUGCAUUGCUUCUGAGACCGAACAAGGACCACAAAUACCGCAUCUAUUGGAAUGUCUACCACCAUUUGAUCGGAUACUCUGUAAUAGUCUUGAGUGUUGUCAACAUCUUCAAGGGCUUUGAUAUCUUGGACCCUGCCAAGAAGUGGAAACAUGUUUACAUUGCCAUCAUCGCUACGCUUGGGGGUGUUGCCCUAGUUCUCGAAGCUGUUACAUGGGCUAUAGUUCUGAAGAGGAAAUCCAUUAGCUCUGAGAAGUUCCACCAUAAUGAGUAUGGGACAAAUGGGUAUGGUGGUAGACAACAUCAGGGAGCGUAGAUGUAGCGGAGCUUGUUAUAUUGGGUGUGCUUGGAGACAUCUCUUUGCCAUGACUGGCUCUUGUACCCAUUCGUUGAGGCAGAGAUGGUUGUUUAGACAGUUGUAAUUCUUUCUUACUAGAUAGAUACCAGGCAAGCAUUUGCUUGCCACUUAGAGAUAUAGUUUCUUUGUUGUUUCUUUAUGCCAUAUGUACUUCAGUUAUAGAUUAUGGAUCUCCAUCCCAUUUUGUUGGCUUGCUUAUC
Elaeis guineensis (African oil palm) is the source of this 1806-nucleotide messenger RNA. Its product is annotated as cytochrome b561 and DOMON domain-containing protein At5g47530. The record is from RefSeq and is a predicted model, not a curated record. Lineage: Eukaryota; Viridiplantae; Streptophyta; Magnoliopsida; Arecales; Arecaceae.